Molecule: messenger RNA, 333 nt
Organism: Paraphaeosphaeria sporulosa
Lineage: Eukaryota; Fungi; Ascomycota; Dothideomycetes; Pleosporales; Didymosphaeriaceae
Exons: 2
Coding region: 1-333 (110 amino acids)
Source: RefSeq, a predicted model, not a curated record
AUGAAGACAUUUACUUCUGCUCUCCUCACUUUGGGCUCCGUGAGCACCAUCGUCAAUGCGGUCGCCAUCGACUUCUACGCCAACAGAGACUGUGGCCUCUUCAGCUACAGUAUUGACACGCCGUCCGAAAUUGGAUGCACCACUCUUCCAGAGACUGUCUCCGGCUUGGUCCUUAAGACGGACAUCCCAGACGGCGACUGCUUGAUCAAUCUUUUCAACGAUGAGUCCUGCAUGGGCAAUUCGGUCCAAAACUUCUUGAAUGGAGACACACAAACGAAUGUGUGUCUUCCGGCGCCGCAGCUGUACGUGGCGUACUCGGCUACAGGAUGCUAG